Papilio polytes (common Mormon) is the source of this 2008-nucleotide messenger RNA. It is a transcript of the gene opa, whose product is annotated as pair-rule protein odd-paired-like. Gene Ontology annotation, cellular component: nucleus. The record is from RefSeq and is a predicted model, not a curated record. Bases 193 to 849 code for a protein of 218 amino acids. Gene Ontology annotation, biological process: regulation of transcription by RNA polymerase II; central nervous system development. Lineage: Eukaryota; Metazoa; Arthropoda; Insecta; Lepidoptera; Papilionidae. The transcript has a single exon. Gene Ontology annotation, molecular function: RNA polymerase II cis-regulatory region sequence-specific DNA binding; DNA-binding transcription factor activity, RNA polymerase II-specific.
UUGUUGAGAAUAUUUAUUUAUGCUCGUAACUAUAAACAACGGGCAAAUCUGAUUAUUUAUUGUGUGAUUGGACAUCUGCAUUCGGAGCUCACUACUCUUUUUGAUUUCAUGAAAGAAACGAAUUAUCGAGUUAUUAGUUACAAGUUCAGGUAACCAAACUUAGUAGUUUACAAAACGAAGCGAUUUAACAUAAUGUUUAUUUUUGCAGGCGAGAAGCCGUUCAAAUGUGAGUAUGCGGGCUGUGACAGGCGCUUCGCCAACUCGUCGGAUAGAAAGAAGCACUCGCACGUGCACACGUCCGACAAGCCAUACAAUUGCCGCGUGCACGGCUGCGACAAGUCCUACACACAUCCCUCCAGCCUCCGAAAGCACAUGAAGGUGCAUGGCGCCGCUGGGGACGCCUCGCCGCGCUAUGACAGCGAUGGCGAUGACUCGUCCUCCGCCGCCAGCGUCAGCGUCACCGCGGGCGCUGCUAGUCCGCCCGCGCCCGCGCUCCCCGCACCGCCAGCGCCCCCUCCCCCGCCACCACACGCGUCACACCAUCCGCACCACCACGCCUCCAUUACUGACAAGCUGGAAAGCCUCAACGACAAGUACCUCAGCCCCCACGACCACAAGCCCUACGAGCGGCCGCCAGCACCGCCGCAUCAUGCCCAACCUCCGCAUCUCACGAACAUUGGUGGCAACGGCAUGAUGGACAACAAGCUAGGAUUCGGCGGGCACUGGUCGCAGUUCCAGCAGCCGGCGGCCGCGGUGCCGCACGGCGUGCCCGAGUGGUGGUGUCCCUCGCAGGAGCCCUACCACCAUCACCACUUGAUGCACCACUCGGGCGCCGCCGCCGCAUACUGACCGCAUCGCGCUUAGGAAACUCUUCAUUCGACGAAUACAUAAAUUUACUGUAAAAAGUAAAUAUUACUAUGCUAGUAAUUUGUCUAAUUACAUUUCAGAUAAGUAACGUUAAAACGGGAUAAGAAAACGUGGAAUGAAUAGUUUACUUAAGCGCCAAAACGCCUUCGCAUUACGCUUAUUAAAAUCAUAAAGUUAACGUAUAGUCAGAAGCAGAAGUUAUUUUUAAUAUUUGUAUGUAAUAUACGCCAGCCGUCCGUCGCAGCAGGUCUCUGCACAAAGUUAGUGAAGAGUUGAUUUGGUAAGCGAAAACAUUGUUGCGGACAACAAUAGAAUUAUUAUGACACGUUUCUGUGCGUUCAAGUUAAAACAACAGAGUUGUUAACAAAGAGCGCUAGUUGAAAGCUUUACGGCAUGUUGUAUAUUUCCCUUAAUCACAGUGUUGUACGCGCUCACUAUGCGGGAAGUGUCUUAUUAUAUUGAAGGAGGCGAGGCAUGUGUCCGCACAGAGCAUUGUCCGCCGGCUAAUGUCAUUUCUAAGCAACUCGAUAUGCACCGAGGAUUUCGUCAACCGUAUUGUUGACAGUGAUUUAUUGCAGCCUUUCGUAAUUUAUAAGUCUUUUAUGAUGUACAAAAACCUUUUCCUUGUCAAAUUAUUCUAUAAAAGUGUACCACUGUCUCUACAGAUACUUUUGAAUUCUAUUUGUAAUUUUAUAUCCUUAACUUGUUUUCCAAUUCGAACGUAAUGUAAGUACAUAGAUAAGGUCACGUGUUGACCAGUAUGGCCAAAGCACCAAGUCCAAUAAAAUACUAUAGAUAGGUUGUAUAAUUGUACAUUUGUAAGUUCGAGGUAUUUAGGUAGUGAACUUGUAAAAAUAUUGUAAGCAAAUGCCCAGUGAUAAUAGUUGUAAGGGAUUGAUUUUAUUAAAUAGCUAUUUGUGUCGUCGCUGAUGAUGUUAUAUGCUAUCGAUUUCUGUAUGACUAUUAUAUAUUUGAAAAUAACAAAUAUUUUUUCACGGAUCGGCUGUAUAGAUAGAUAAUGAAAGUUUGUAAAUGCUAACUAUAUUUUAAAAAUGACUGAAAGAAAAGAAUGUAUUUUAAGUUUAAUUUUAGAAUUUGUUGAUUGUCUUUUUCUAAAGCCAUGUAAAUAGCAAACAAAUUA